This is a messenger RNA of Racocetra fulgida, 567 nucleotides long. NCBI's taxonomy places the organism in Eukaryota, Fungi, Glomeromycota, Glomeromycetes, Diversisporales, Gigasporaceae. The record is from the annotation of a GenBank genome assembly.
AUGGGCACAAAAUGGGCAGUGAUGAGUCAAUUAUUAGGAAGACCAGCUAAUUUAAUAAAAAAUCGGUAUUAUUCUUCACUGUCUAAAAAACGUGACCAUGUCGCGAUUGAUGAUUCAGAUGAUUCCACAAGUAGUACUUGUGCUUCCCCAAGACCAAAAAAGCGUCGGAUUACUAAAGAUACUACUACUUCGGCUUCUCUAAGUAAUGAUGAAGCGUCACGCUAUUCUCAUUCUCGGAAAAAAUCAUUUAAACCAAUAUCGCUGGAAACUCCACCUGCUGAACGGUGGAUUCCUGAAGGCCAUCGUUAUCCAACACGUUUUCAAGUAAAUUCAUGGCAUUCUUUAAAGACUCCAAUUUCCAGUCCUGAAGCCGUAGACAUUCCAUGUCUUGAUUUGAACUGUCCUACUCAUAACUAUAGUCCUCCCUCAAAUAAAUAUAUUUCUAUCCCAACACCAACCUAUACUCCAAUACCGUCUCCUGUUCCAAUGUAUCGUCAUAAUCAUCAUCAUAAUUGUACAGCAGCUUUAGAGCAACUUGCAGACUUAGCAAUUCAGAAUGCAAGGUAA